This is a messenger RNA of Saccharomyces cerevisiae S288C, 1536 nucleotides long. RefSeq names its product F1F0 ATP synthase subunit beta (gene ATP2). Gene Ontology annotation, cellular component: proton-transporting ATP synthase complex; mitochondrial inner membrane; mitochondrion. Bases 1 to 1536 code for a protein of 511 amino acids. Lineage: Eukaryota; Fungi; Ascomycota; Saccharomycetes; Saccharomycetales; Saccharomycetaceae. Gene Ontology annotation, molecular function: ATP binding; proton-transporting ATP synthase activity, rotational mechanism. Gene Ontology annotation, biological process: ATP metabolic process; proton motive force-driven ATP synthesis; proton transmembrane transport. The transcript has a single exon. The record is from RefSeq and is marked reviewed.
AUGGUUUUGCCAAGACUAUAUACUGCUACAUCCCGUGCUGCUUUUAAAGCAGCCAAACAAUCCGCUCCGCUUCUAUCCACUUCGUGGAAAAGAUGUAUGGCCUCAGCUGCUCAAUCUACUCCAAUCACCGGUAAAGUUACCGCUGUCAUUGGUGCCAUUGUUGACGUUCAUUUUGAACAAUCAGAGUUGCCCGCUAUUUUGAACGCUUUAGAAAUUAAAACACCUCAAGGUAAGUUGGUUUUGGAAGUUGCUCAACAUUUGGGUGAAAACACUGUCAGAACCAUUGCUAUGGAUGGUACCGAAGGUUUGGUCCGUGGUGAAAAGGUUCUUGACACUGGUGGCCCUAUCUCCGUCCCAGUUGGGAGAGAAACUUUAGGGAGAAUCAUCAACGUUAUCGGUGAACCUAUUGAUGAAAGAGGUCCAAUUAAGUCCAAACUAAGAAAGCCAAUUCACGCAGACCCUCCUAGUUUUGCAGAACAAUCUACUUCGGCUGAAAUUUUGGAAACAGGUAUCAAAGUCGUCGAUCUAUUAGCUCCUUAUGCCAGAGGUGGUAAGAUUGGUCUUUUCGGUGGUGCAGGUGUCGGUAAGACUGUGUUCAUUCAAGAAUUGAUUAACAAUAUCGCCAAGGCCCAUGGUGGUUUUUCCGUUUUCACCGGUGUUGGUGAAAGAACAAGAGAAGGUAAUGACUUGUACCGUGAAAUGAAGGAAACUGGUGUCAUUAACUUGGAAGGUGAAUCCAAGGUCGCCUUAGUGUUCGGUCAAAUGAACGAACCUCCAGGAGCCAGAGCCAGAGUCGCUUUAACUGGUUUGACGAUCGCUGAAUAUUUCAGAGAUGAAGAAGGUCAAGAUGUCUUGUUGUUUAUCGACAAUAUCUUUAGAUUUACUCAAGCUGGUUCAGAAGUCUCUGCCCUUUUGGGUCGUAUUCCAUCUGCCGUCGGUUAUCAACCAACUUUGGCCACUGAUAUGGGUCUCUUACAAGAAAGAAUUACCACCACAAAGAAGGGUUCUGUCACUUCUGUGCAAGCCGUUUAUGUUCCAGCCGAUGAUUUAACAGAUCCUGCUCCUGCCACUACUUUUGCCCAUUUGGACGCUACUACCGUCUUGUCAAGAGGUAUUUCAGAAUUAGGUAUUUACCCUGCAGUGGAUCCAUUGGAUUCUAAAUCAAGGUUAUUGGAUGCCGCCGUUGUCGGUCAAGAACAUUAUGACGUCGCCUCCAAGGUUCAAGAAACUUUACAGACCUAUAAAUCUUUACAAGAUAUCAUUGCUAUUUUGGGUAUGGAUGAAUUGUCCGAACAAGAUAAACUAACUGUCGAAAGGGCAAGAAAGAUUCAAAGAUUCUUAUCUCAACCAUUUGCUGUCGCCGAAGUCUUUACUGGUAUCCCAGGUAAAUUAGUGAGAUUAAAGGACACCGUUGCCUCGUUCAAAGCCGUUUUGGAAGGUAAAUACGAUAAUAUACCAGAACAUGCUUUCUAUAUGGUUGGUGGUAUUGAAGAUGUUGUUGCUAAAGCUGAAAAGUUAGCCGCUGAAGCCAACUAG